Messenger RNA from Helianthus annuus (common sunflower), 771 nucleotides. RefSeq lists its product as uncharacterized. The coding region runs from base 1 to 771 and encodes 256 amino acids. The transcript has a single exon. The record is from RefSeq and is a predicted model, not a curated record. NCBI's taxonomy places the organism in Eukaryota, Viridiplantae, Streptophyta, Magnoliopsida, Asterales, Asteraceae.
AUGUUACAGCUGAGACCUUAUAUUCGAGAGUAUGUUUGGUCUAAAGUGGGUGAUGGUAGUAACACGUCAGAUUGGUAUGAUUUAUGGAGUCAAUUGGGUCCGCUUGGUAAUAUUCUGACUCCUAGAACUAUCUCAAAUGCAGGGUUUUCUCUUAACACUUCAGUUCAGGAGAUUCAUGUCAAUGGGGUUUGGAGGUGGCCAGUGGUGUGGAGGGACACGUUUCCAGUCUUAAUACAACUGGAUAGUAUCCAUACGGUGCCUAAUACUCCUGAUCAGCUUAUGUGGAAGGAUGGUAAUGAGUUAGUUGAGCAUUCUUCAACUCAGGUUUGGCAGUCGCUUAGACGUCGGGCAGAGGAGGUGGAUUGGGUUAAAUUUGUUUGGUUCUCCCAGUGUAUUCCAAAGCAUGCUUUCUUUAUGUGGCUUGUUAUUCGUCGUAAGCUUUUGACGCAAGACAAGAUACUUCAAUGGGAUUUCUCGAGAAGGAAAAAUAUGAAUAUGAUGUGCUGUCUUUUGUGCUAUGCGAAUAUUGAUUCUCACAACCAUCUGUUUUUUGACUGUAGUUAUUCUACUCAAGUUUGGAUCAAGAUUCGUGACAACGGAGGGAUGAGCUCGGUGGGCCCAGCAUGGGACUCUAUAGUUGAUUGGUUGGGGACUAGGGCUAGUUCUAAAUCAGCGAUUAACUUUAUCAGCAGGCUCAUAGUUGCUGCUGCCGUUUAUUUUGUGUGGCAGGAGCGAAACGCUAGACUGUUCAUGAACCAGCAAGACUUCUAG